AAGCAAGGCGAGGCGAUAGAUCGUGGCUUAGCGCUAUAUUUCCCCGCGCCGCACUCCUAUACGGGAGAGGACGUGCUGGAGCUGCAAGCGCAUGGCGGCCCGCUGGUGCUGCAAAUGUUGGUAGCCAGAUGUCUGCAAGCAGCCAAAGACAGCCAAGAGCCUACUUUAAUGGCAAUGCGCAUGGCACGCCCAGGCGAAUUUACCGAGCGCGCCUUUUUGAACGACAAAAUGGAUUUGGCGCAAGCAGAGGCUGUGGCUGAUUUGAUAGAUGCCAGCACCCAAGUGGCCGUGCGCGCAGCCAGCCGCUCAUUGGCGGGCGCAUUUUCUGAGCGCAUAGAGGCGCUCUUGGCCAGUCUCAUCCAUUUGCGCACAUUGGUCGAGGCCACGCUGGAUUUUCCCGAAGAAGACUUGGAUUUUUUGCAAGCCGCUGAUACAAAAGGCCAGUUGCAAACCCUCUUGGAGCAAGUAGAGCAAACGCUGGUGCAAAGCCGCCAAGGAGCCAUACUGCGCGAAGGCUUGCAAGUCGUCAUCGCAGGGCAGCCCAACGCUGGCAAAUCCUCAUUGCUCAACGCCUUGGCCGGCGCCGAUCUGGCCAUAGUCACCCCCAUAGCG
Darwinula stevensoni is the source of this 612-nucleotide messenger RNA. The record is from the annotation of a GenBank genome assembly. NCBI's taxonomy places the organism in Eukaryota, Metazoa, Arthropoda, Ostracoda, Podocopida, Darwinulidae.